AUGUCUCAUCCUCAAUCCACCUUUCACCACACAACCUUUGCCCCAGGCUCUGUCCUGUACCGCCGACGUACAACAGUCGCAAAGACAACUCUGCACACCCAGCUCAAGCGUCUUCGUGAAACAGGUCGCUAUGAUUGCUUCAAGUUGCAAUGGCAUGAGAUCUAUGACGACAAGUCCAUGUGGCCAGUCCCCUUUCACCUCUUCUGGGAUAGUGACAUAGCAAAGUGGAUUGAAGGCGCAUGUUACUUUCUUCAUGACGAGUUUGAUGCCGAGAUCGACGCUGCAGUAAAGGAGCUGGUCGAGACUAUUCGUGGCGCGCAGCAGGAAGAUGGAUAUCUAAAUGUUCAUUAUACCGUGGUUGAGCCAGGGAAAAGAUGGACCAACUUGCAAGACAUGCAUGAGCUGUACAACGCAGGCCACCUCAUCGAAGCCGCUAUAGCACAUCAUCAUUACUACAAGAACAACUUGCUACUAGAACCCAUAGAAAAAUACGUUGCUCUCAUUCAUCAAACCUUUGGGCCUGCAGACAACCAACUACACGGUUACCCAGGCCAUCCAGAGAUCGAACUGGCCCUAUUCCGACUUUACCAAGCUACUGGUAAUCAGGAAGCGUACGACCUAUCUAGAUACUUCAUAGAGGAGCGGGGCAACAAGACAGGUCAAGCCGGAGAACAUUAUUUCGAAUGGGAGUCGAAGCAGCGAGGUCAGAAUCCCUACCAGAGACCUGACAGCUACCCAGAGCAUGGCUCUCACUGGUACUGCCAAGCCCACAAACCCAUCCUGGAACAAGAUACUGUGGAAGGUCACUCGGUUCGAGCAAUGUAUCUCUUGACCGCCGUCGCGGACAUGGUCUGCAUCGACAACCAAACCCUCCAAGCCUCAUCAGACUGGAAGAACACACUAUACCGUCUAUGGAAUAACAUGGUCGACAAGAAAAUGUAUCUCACCGGUGGUAUAGGCGCCAUAAAACAAUGGGAGGGUUUCGGUCGCGAUUACUUCCUUCCGCAAAGCACUGAUGAAGGAGGCUGUUAUGCUGAAACGUGUGCUUCCAUCGCAGUCAUGAUGCUUGCAGAGCGACUCCUCCACAUCGACCUCGACGGGAGGUUUGCAGAUGUCAUGGAAUUGUGUCUAUACAACAACGUCAUGACUUCAAUGAGUCUUGAUGGAAAAGCCUUCACGUAUGUGAACCAGCUUGGAAGUUCAGAGAGUGACAAGAGCGUUCGCGAGGAGUGGUUCUGGUGUGCCUGUUGUCCACCCAAUGUCACGCGUCUGUAUGGAUCCCUGGGCGGAUAUCUCUGGGACUUUGGCGAGACCUCCGAAAAUGAAGUGUACAUCAACGUGCACUUGUAUUCGAAGGCUAAUCUGAAGUUCGAGGUCGCUGGAAAGGAAGUCUCCUUAGAACAGGACUCAGAUUGGCCAUGGGAUGGGCUUGUCAAGUUUCGUCUGUCAGCCCCCGAGUCACUGAAGACCACGAUACGACUCAGAAUCCCUGGCUGGUCCCGAGGUCAGUAUCGUGUUAGCCCUGAGCCAAGUCAACAAAGCUUCAAUAUACACAAAGGCUAUAUUACCCUCUACUCUACUUAUGUUGCCAAGAACCCAGAGUUCUCUUUGAACAUCGGCAACUUCAAACCUUUAUACAUUGCGCCCCACCCAUACACCAACCAGCGGACAUUAACGCUUACCCGAGGACCUAUUGUUUAUUGUAUGGAGGACGCUGAUAAUACCUGGGAGGACAACCACUUCAAAGAUGUCGGGUUAAAGGCGACCAUGGGGGUAGAUGAAGAGAGGACGACUAUCGGGGAUGAGGAGUAUGUUGCACUCAAGACGUCUUGUUGGCGUCGAACGUUGGAAGAUGCCGAGACUGGCGUGGCUCCUGGUACUCUAGUUGAUUGCGAAGAAAGUAUGGGUACAAAGAUGGAAGCCACCUUCGUGCCGUACUAUCUACGAUCAAACAGAGGAGGCAAUGGGCACAUGAGAGUUGGGCUAAACCGUAUCUAA
Messenger RNA from Fusarium pseudograminearum CS3096, 1998 nucleotides. RefSeq lists its product as uncharacterized. Gene Ontology annotation, biological process: carbohydrate metabolic process. The transcript has 2 exons. The record is from RefSeq and is a predicted model, not a curated record. Bases 1 to 1998 code for a protein of 665 amino acids. NCBI's taxonomy places the organism in Eukaryota, Fungi, Ascomycota, Sordariomycetes, Hypocreales, Nectriaceae.